UUAGAUAAAGAUGUUGGGUUAAUAGGCUUCAUAACUAAAUCAAUGCUCUCCAUGAAGCGACUAUUAUAUAGACCAGCAUGCUGUUCACUGCAUUGUGCAAGGUUCGUACAAUGCGCCGUUUCCUGCUUUGAGAUAAAAAAAAAACACUACUACACUACUAGGCAAGCUAUUGAAACGGAUGCAGACCGAGGUUAGAAAUAGCAGGAUGUUGGAUUGAAGGACGAAUCAGCCAACCAUCGGCCACCUACCGCUGCGCGUCUUGACCAAUCACGUGCGCUGGGGGCGGGCCAAUCACAACCGAAAGAUGCUCGGUCAGAGCAGUCUGUUCUUCUGAUUCUGGUCCACCUCGCCCUGAUAUGACACGACAGGAUGACAGGAAGUGCUGCUGAUAACGGCGGUGAUGGGGGCCGCGGGCAUCCAGUGGUUCGCUUCCAGAGCUUCCUGCACGGAGGCACCUCCAGCCUGCUCUCCGCCCUCCCCACCCUCCUGGUGUUUCCUGUCUACAAGACCGUGUUCCGCCAACAAAUCCACAACACGCCGGUCCACCAGGCGGUGCGUCAGCUCUACAAGGAGGGCCCGGUGAAGCUCUACAGGGGUGUGGCCCCUCCGUUACUGAUGAGGACGCUCAACGGCACGCUCCUCUUCGGCCUGCAGGACACCCUCCUCCGCCAGCUUUCAUGUUCCCCCCCAAACGCCAUCUCCGCCUCCGCCUCGUCUGCUCUCGCUGGCUUCGGCGCAGGUCUGGUGGAGGCGGCAGUGUUCACCCCCUUGGAGCGUGUGCAGAAUGUGUUGCAGAACGGCCAGAACGACCGUCAGCUCCCCACCUUGAAGAGCGUUCUCGCCCGAUUGAGGUCACAGGGGCGGGUCCGGGGGUACUACCGGGCCUUCCUGCCCGUCACGGCGCGCAACACCCUGGGCAGCUCCCUCUACUUCGGCCUGAAGGGCCCCGUGUGUGACGUGGUGGCAGGACAGGGGCUCCCUCCACUGGCUUCCUCGUUCGUCUCGGGCACGGUCACCUCCAUGGCCAUCAGCCUGACUCUGUACCCGCUGUCCGUGCUGGUGGCCAACAUGCAGGCGCAGGCGGGGGGGGAGAUGAAGGGGGUGAGGGCGUGCUGGCAGGCGCUGUGGAGGUCCCGACAGAGGAGUGUGGUUUUGCUCUACAGAGGAGGCUCCCUGGUCAUUCUGAGGUCCUGCAUCACGUGGGGAAUCACGACUGCCAUCUAUGACAGACAGCAGAAGCGUUCCAACUGAGAAAACAGGGUGAACGUCAGUGAAAUAACUGAGACCUUUUUCCCUACAGGUGCCUUAUCCAAUCAAACAACAACAACCAUCAUCCAUCACUUCUGACCAACGACGCUGUGAACCCAGGGUCAUAUUGCAAACACUGCCAGGAGGGGACAUUUAUAUUUCUUAUGGGUAACCAUCAAAAAGCUGGUCAGGUUAGCUGGAAACUAAAUUGCUGUAAAGCCCUUUAAUGCACUGCCUGGUGAUGGAGAGGCUCUGUCAGUCCUGCCAUCAGUAUGUACUGUAUGUGUCCGCUGGAUGCAAUGAACGCGUGUAGCCUGUGCAAAUAAAACUGCGUGGAAAAGAAA
Molecule: messenger RNA, 1592 nt
Organism: Betta splendens (Siamese fighting fish)
Lineage: Eukaryota; Metazoa; Chordata; Actinopteri; Anabantiformes; Osphronemidae
Product: solute carrier family 25 member 53-like
Exons: 2
Coding region: 370-1251 (293 amino acids)
Source: RefSeq, a predicted model, not a curated record